Messenger RNA from Spirometra erinaceieuropaei, 1839 nucleotides. NCBI's taxonomy places the organism in Eukaryota, Metazoa, Platyhelminthes, Cestoda, Diphyllobothriidea, Diphyllobothriidae. The record is from the annotation of a GenBank genome assembly.
AUGCUGAGUUCAGAUCUGUUGCUCACGCACUACGACCCGACGCUGCCGAUCGUUGUUGCUGCAGAUGCUUUUAACCACGGAGUUGGUGCCGUCAUCUCACAUACUUUUUCUGAUGGGUCUGAAAAGGCGAUCAUGCAUGCAUCUCGCACGCUAACCCCUGCGGAGAAGAACUAUGGGCAAAUAGAGAAAGAAGCUCUAGCCCUCGUGUUUGCCGUCAAGAAAUUUCACAAACUGUUGUACGGUCGCCACUUCACGUUGUUGACGGAUCACAAACCGUUGCUGUCAAUCUUCGGUUCGAAGAAGGGCAUUCCCGUCUACUCAGCCAGCCAACUUCAACGAUGGGCAACCAUCCUUCUUGGCUACGACUUCGACAUUCGCUACUGUCGUACUACAGACUUUGGUCAGGCUGACGCCCUUUCUCGCCUCAUCAGCAAUCAGCAGGAACCGGAGGAAGAUACCGUGAUUGCAGCUAUUUCGAUUGAGGACGGUGUGCGCCGUCAGCUAUCAGACGCCAUACGAGGUAUCCCUGUCACUGCCGCGGACAUCCGACGUGCUACUGAACAGGAUCCUGUCCUCCGCCAGGCCAUCACCUACGUGCAGACCUGCUGGCCAACCACUGCUCUCGCUGGCGAUCUUCGCCAGCUCUUCCUCCGCCGAGCAUCGCUAUCUGUGGUUGACUCCUGCCUCAUGUUUGCAGACCGUGUGGUGAUCCCAUCUUCCCUCCGACCCACUGUACUACGCCAGUUCCAUGCGGCUCAUCCUGGUGCCAGCCGAAUGAAGUCAAUUGCUCGCGGUUUUGUUUACUGGCCGGGUAUCGACGGCGACAUCGACGACCUGGUUCGACGCUGUUCUCGAUGUCAGCAAGCUGCCAAGAUGCCGCCUCGUCAACCGCCAGUACCAUGGGAACCAUCAGAGAGGCCUUGGUCACGCGUGCACAUCGACUUCGCCGGCCCACUUAACGGAGUCUCCUACCUAAUCUUGGUUGACGCCUACUCGAAAUGGCCCGAGAUUGCUCCGCUGAAUCCAGCAACCGCAUCUGCCACUAUCGCCUUCCUACGACGCAUCUUUAGCCAGCAUGGCUUACCAGAAGUCCUGGUUUCAGAUAAUGGUUCUCAGUUUAUCUCGUCGACGUUUGAAGAUUUCUGCCGCCAGCACAACAUCCAGCAUCUUCGCUCCCCGCCCUACCAUCCUCAGUCUAACGGUCAGGCGGAGCGUUUUUUCGACACGUUUAAGAGAGCCCACUUGAAAGCUCGUGGGGAGGGGACCACGGACGAGAUAGUCCAGGCGUUCCUGUUUUCCUACAGGACGACACCGAACCCGGCCUCCCCUGGUGGCGUUUCUCCUGCCGAAGCGUUGAUGGGCCGAAAACUGCGUACAACGUUUCAUGCCCUCGUCCCUACCGGUGCGCAGCCCGCGCAGACUUCUCCAGUUUCUCGCAGCAAGCUCUCCAUCGGAACACCUGUCUUCGUUCGUGAUUAUCGAGCGGGGUUCCCAGACUGGAUUGAAGCAACCGUAGUAUCGCACAGAGGCAGUAUGUUGUUUGACGUCGACGUUGGUGAUGACAUCUGGGUUCGCCACCACAACCAGAUCCGACGGCGACAUUGCAGUAACACAACUGGGCUCGAUUCGGCGCCGUCACUCUCUCUCGACAUCCUACUGGAUACCUUCGCCAUUCCGGCAGAUCAGUCGGUUCCCGAAUCCACUUCUGCGCCCCCUUCGGAUACACCAUCUUCGGUAUCAGUUACCGCUCCCGUAUCUCCAGGCAUUAAACCACGACUAAGACGCCGGACCAACCGCGUGCGCCGAUCAACACGUCUGAUGCAGGUCAACCCACGCUAG